UUCGGAGCCCGGCGGCUUGUGGUGAUUCACAUGGAGCCUGCUUGGAGACAGCAAGGCCGAGGUCGUGGGCGGGGUCAGGGCCGAGGUCAGGCUGUGGGUGACUCCUUGCUGGGACAACCCCAAAGAGAAGAGGAUGGAUUAAGAAAGGGACGAGGACGGGGAGGUUCUGCUGUGACUACAGUCCCAAAACCAGAACCGCCACAUAAUAAAGUUGCGUCUUCUCAGUCCAGAUUUGACGAGAUCAGGAAAACCAACCAGGCGGCUGCUCAGCGACUGGCAGAGAACCAGUACAGCUCCUCGUCUGAGGAAGAUGAGGAUGAUGAAGAGGUUGAAGAUGGGGGAACACUGGGGAAGCGAGGGAGGAUCCUGGAGUCGACUCUCACUACAUACACCAACCAGACAGGGGGGGAUGUGUCAGAGUUGGAGAGAAUUCGUCAGUACCUGAAUGAAGCCUUUCAGUCUGGAGCCAUUACCUGCCUCAUCUGCAUCGCAUCUAUGAAGAGAACACAAGCGGUAUGGAGCUGUGUGGGCUGUUAUUGUAUCUUCCACAUUCCGUGUAUUCAGAAAUGGGCCAAAGACUCGAUUUUCCUGGUUUCUUCAGUUACAGAUGAAGAUUUUGGGAAGAAAGACCACCCCUGGCCAUGUCCUAAGUGUAGGCACGAGUAUUCUCCUCAGCAGACUCCAUGCCGUUACCACUGCUACUGUGGUAAAGAGGUUGACCCCGCCCCUGACCCCUGGCUCCUCCCACACUCCUGUGGACAGGUGUGUGACAGGGAGUUCAAACCGUCCUGUGGACACCGCUGCCUGCUACUGUGCCAUCCAGGUCCUUGCCCCCCUUGUCCUAAGAUGGUGAGUGUGUCGUGUGUGUGUGGAAAAGCAGUCCCUGUUCCUCGCCGCUGCAGUAAUAAAGCCUGGACCUGUGGAAAAGUCUGCAGUCGCAAGCUGCCCUGCAGGAUACACACCUGCACACACACCUGUCAUGCAGGUGUGUGUGAGCCGUGUCCGAGAGUGAGUGUGCAGAAGUGCGUGUGCGGGAGGAGCUCGGCCGAGCGUCAGUGUGCCAGUCCGGUGUGGCACUGUGACCAGGUGUGUGGGCGUCCCUUACCAUGUGGGAAUCACACAUGCGAGCGUGUGUGUCACGCAGGUGUGUGUGGAGAGUGUCCUCGUGCUGGGAACCGAACCUGCCCCUGCGGCAAAAGCAAGUGUGCGCUGCCGUGCACUGCUGACGUUCCUACCUGUGGGGACACCUGUGAUAAGAAGCUGGAAUGUGGCUUACACACCUGCUCCAUGCGCUGCCAUAAAGGACCCUGUGAAACCUGCAGAGAGGAGGUGGAGAAGCAGUGUCGUUGUGGACGCUACAGUAAGCGUAUGCCGUGCCAUAAGGAAUAUCUGUGUGAAUCCAAAUGUAACCAGACACGCAGCUGCAGCAGACAUCAAUGCAGGAGGAAGUGUUGCCCAGGUAACUGUCCUCCCUGUGAUCUGAACUGUGGCAGAUCCCUUGGCUGCAGGAACCACAAGUGCCCCUCGGUGUGCCAUCAAGGGAGCUGUUACCCAUGUCCGGAGGUGGUCCAGGUUAAGUGUGCGUGUGGGAAGACGUCUCUGACUGUUCCCUGUGGAAGAGAGAAAAGCACCAAACCUCCACGUUGUAGAGAACUAUGCAGUAAGCCUUCAUCAUGCCACCACCCCACUCGUGAGCACCACAGGUGUCAUUUUGGCCCGUGUCCAGGCUGUAAACAGGUGUGCAAGCUUCCCUUACCUUGCUGUGCUCACCUGUGCCCAGCGCCGUGCCACGAUCAGGUGCUGCUCAAAACCAACCAGCAGGUUCCAUUAGCUGGUCCGUGGGAACAGCCUUCAACUCCAGCAUUUGAGUGCAAGGCGUUACCCUGCCCUCCCUGCCAGGUCCCCAUACCCACGGCCUGUCUGGGGGAGCAUGAGGUGAGUCCGAUACCGUGUCAUGCUCGUGGGCCGUUCUCGUGUGGCCGGCCGUGCGGCCGAGCUUUGACCUGCAGUAACCAUAGCUGCAGCCUGAUGUGUCACUCGGUGACCCCUGACCCCAAGAGAGAGAAAACAGAGGCUGGAAAAGAGUGUGAGCAGUGUGAAGAGGGUUGCUCUAAGCCCCGGCCCCCUGGAUGCCCCCACCCCUGUUCUCUCCCCUGUCACCGUGGCGAUUGUCCCCCCUGUACCCAGAUGAUCAGACAGCGCUGUCACUGCAAGAUCACCAACCUGUACAUCGAAUGCCUGAAGUUGACCUCUGCUGAUGAGGAGAGUAGAAAGCUGCUCGCCUCCUGCAAGAACCAGUGCCCUAAACAGCUGAAGUGUGGUCAUCGCUGUAAGGAGUUGUGCCACGCUGGAGAGUGUGAAGAGAACUGCAACCAGAGAGUGAAGGUGAAGUGUCCGUGCAAGAGGAUCAAGAAGGAGUUUUCGUGUUCUCGUGCCAGAGAGGAGGCGAGUUUGGUGGUGUGUGAUGACACCUGUAGAGAACUACAGAAGAAAUUUGCAGAGGCUCGUGAGGCUGAGGAGAGAGCAGUAAAAGAGGAAGAAAUUAAGAAACAGCAGGCGGAGCUGGAGGCCUUUGAAAAGCGGCAGAAAGGGAAGCGGAAGAAGAAUCGGCGCAACACUGAAGUGGAGGUGGAGGAAGGGUUGUGGCUAAAGUAUAAGAAAUACCUGCUGGUGCCGGUUUGUGGCGUCCUAUUGGCUGUCGGCACAUUCUACCUGCUGCAGAUCAACUAGAAGACUGGAUUAAUCCCCAUACUUUGACUUGCAUACCACACACACACACACACACACAUGUGAAUGCCUGCAGAAAUGGAUACCAAUGCAUGGGUACUAGUAUUCAACCCAAAUUAUUAUUAUUAAUAUUAAUGUACGAGUCACAGCUUUUCCAACUUAAAGAGUAGCUAUGGAGGAACACGCUUGUGGGUGGAGCCUGAAGGUUGUCCUGUUUGCACGCAAACACACACACAAACACCCACACGUAUACACAGAAUGCAUUUAAAGGUGAUGUUAAGAGCUACAAAAUAUAAACACACCUUGUGAUUAGAAAGAUUCAUGCAGGAGUUAAUAAGAUAAGAUGGGGUCUUUCACCUGCUUUAAAUAAACCUAAAUAAUAUGCUUCUGUUUGCUGACAUGAACAUCCUUGUUUAUCUAAACACCCACACAGACCCAUCUGGAGCUGUAAGCUGUGAUUGGUCAGCUCGUCGAUAUUAAACUCUCAUUGUGAUUGGUUUGAGGGAGCAGGUUGUAUUCUGUGGGGUUAGUAUUACAGUAUUGAUUAACAAGCAAGAGUUCCUGCACCUCUGAUCAGAUAUAAAAGCCUGUUCGUGUGUACUUGUGUGUGUUUGGUAGGGGUGUAAUGGUACACGCAGGUUGCAGUUCAGUUUAAGUUCACGGUUAAGUAUGGGGACGUGUUAAUCCACGACUAACCCAGGUUUAUUUUUAUUUAAUUUGAACACAGAGUAAGAACUGAAAGUGGAGGGGGACAAACAAGACUGCAGUUACCAAAGCCGCACUUCUACACUACUAAAGUUCCCACAAUUCCAUGCAAAUACCAUGGUUUAGAGGCCCAUGAUUCAAUGGAAUCCAUGGAUUGCUCACUUGUGAAAUAACAAGGGGGUAGCUAACUCAUAAGUAAAGCUAAGCUAAGUAAACAAAAUUGUAACUUAAAAAGACUUUCUUUUAAAGUCAACAGAGUGCUGGAUGUUAAUCUACACAGAUUUCUUUCCUGAAAACUGUUUAUUUGGGUGAGUAAAGCGCUUCCGUUUAUUUACAGUAAGCUUAGAUUCCCAAAUUUCUCCAGCACUAAAGCUGGAGCAUUAGCCUUAGCAGCUAACCACUAGUGACAGCGCUAUACUGAGGAAUCCUGAGUGCUCUGUAAAGCUUGGCGGUUUUUCCCUAGUACCUUGUUUUUAACACAGUAAACAGUCUGACAUACUUCCCUCUAAAUGACAAAAGAUCUAGCGCGGUUAGUGGGUAAUGCUUAUGCUUCAGGAGUGCUAGCCGGGGUUAGCAGCAGGCUAAAGGUCAAUAAUUCUCUCCUCUGAACAGCUAAAGAGCUGAUGCUUAGCGUGGUAAGCGGGUAAUGACAAUGCUCUCCAGUACUUCAGCGGGUUCUCAGAAUGCAGCUUGCACAUGUGUUGUGUUAAAAACUGUUGUGAAACAUUUUUUGACGCAGCCACAUGCAAAUCACAGUCUGUGUAGCUUGAAGCAUCUGCAUUUACGUCCUUGCAUAAAGUAUAUCUCAUGCCUUAUAGUACAUACUGAGUAUUCUCUAAGCAUUCACAUACAGUAACCCGUAACAUUCAUACUGUGACAGUUCGAAUACAUGUACCAUUACACCCCUAGUGUUAAGUGCUAAUGAUGCAUUUAAGAUGCAUUAAGAUUUUGAUUGAACAAAUCCUCCAUAUACUAAAGGUCACUUAUAUAGAAUACUGUGAAGAACCUGUUCUAGAUUACCUGAGUUAAUUCAAAAGGCCUUAUUGUUUCUGGAGCUUAAAGCUUAGUUUAGCUGUCGUAGAUGUUUUGUUGAUGCUGAUUUAGGCUGAUGAUGAUUUUGAGUUGAAUGUUUUUCUCCUUUAAGAACAGGAAUCUGUGAUUUGAAUUCAUUAUAAAUAAUAAAGUCACCUUUAAUUAAA
Molecule: messenger RNA, 4631 nt
Organism: Astyanax mexicanus (Mexican tetra)
Lineage: Eukaryota; Metazoa; Chordata; Actinopteri; Characiformes; Acestrorhamphidae
Gene: nfxl1
Product: nuclear transcription factor, X-box binding-like 1
Exons: 23
Coding region: 31-2730 (899 amino acids)
Biological process (GO): regulation of DNA-templated transcription
Cellular component (GO): nucleus
Molecular function (GO): zinc ion binding; RNA polymerase II transcription regulatory region sequence-specific DNA binding; DNA-binding transcription factor activity, RNA polymerase II-specific
Source: RefSeq, a predicted model, not a curated record